Molecule: messenger RNA, 2953 nt
Organism: Darwinula stevensoni
Lineage: Eukaryota; Metazoa; Arthropoda; Ostracoda; Podocopida; Darwinulidae
Source: the annotation of a GenBank genome assembly
AUGGUCAUUGUGAAUAUGAUCUUGUUUGAAGCUAUGGCAGGAGGUGGAGAUUUUGAGGAGUUGCCAUUGCCACCAGGAUUGAGUCAGUAUGAGGACUACCACACCAUUGAUUGGCAAAGGGAUAUUGCGAGGGAUCGUAUGCGACAUAGGCAUAUCGUGAAAAAGAAACAAGACUCCAUCUGUGAUCUCAUCAAGGGGGCUCAUGAUGCUUGGUCUGGGUGGUUGUGUCUCCUUCUUGUUGGAAUUGCUGCUGGAGUGGUGGCAAGUGUGAUUGAUAUAGGAGCUGGCUGGAUGGUAGACCUCAGGGAAGGAAUUUGCCCACAGGCAUUUUGGCUUGAUCGACAACAGUGCUGCUGGGCCUCCAAUGAGACUUUCUUUGAUACCAUCUCUGGAGCACAUUGUUCCAAAUGGAUGCCAUGGUCUCAGCUGUUCACAAGUAAUUCUGCAGGAGCUGGAGCAACAUUUGUUCAGUUCUUAUUCUAUGUUGCUUUCUCCGUGAUGUUUGGGGCUCUGGCUGCUGUUCUUGUCAAGGUAUUUGCACCUUAUGCCUGUGGGUCUGGAAUCACUGAGAUCAAGACAAUCCUGAGCGGGUUCAUUAUUCGAGGUUACCUAGGGAAAUGGACUCUCCUCAUUAAGUCCGUUUGCCUCAUGCUUUCUGUUGCUGCUGGUCUUAGCCUUGGCAAAGAAGGACCUCUUGUCCAUGUGGCCUGCUGUAUUGGCAACAUAUUCUCAUACUUAUUCCCAAAGUAUGGUAAGAAUGAGGCAAAGAAGAGAGAGAUACUGUCAGCAGCAGCUGCAGCAGGUGUAUCUGUUGCCUUUGGUGCUCCAAUUGGUGGCGUCCUUUUCAGUCUGGAAGAGGUGAGCUAUUACUUUCCCCUGAAGACAUUGUGGCGGUCCUUUUUCUGUGCUCUGGUAGCUGCAUUUGUUCUCAACACCAUCAACCCAUUUGGAAAUCAGCAUUCAGUCCUCUUCUAUGUAGAAUACAACAAACCAUGGAUGUUUGUAGAACUUAUUCCAUUCAUAGGGCUCGGAAUCAUUGGGGGUGUCAUUGGUUCCCUAUUCAUCAAGGCAAACAUCUUUUGGAGCCGAUACAGGAUGAGAUCAAAGCUGGGACAAUAUCCAGUGGCUGAGGUCCUCAUUGUUACCCUUGUGACUGCCAUCCUCUCCUUCCCUAACCCUUAUACACGCAUGAGCAGGAGUCAGCUCAUUUAUGCCCUCUUCAGUCAAUGUGGACCAGCUGAUAAUCAUGACCUUUGCGAUUACAAGAGGAACUUCACAAGUGUGAACUUAGACAUGCAACUGGCAGAAGCUGGUGAUGGUGUGUAUCAGGCACUUUGGCAGCUCCCACUGGCUCUCCUCUUUACCCUGAUUGCUACGAUCUUCACAUUUGGAAUCAAGGUUCCGGCAGGGCUCUUCAUUCCUAGUCUGGCUAUGGGAGCCAUCAUGGGCCGCAUUGUGGGCAUUGCCAUGGAGCAGGUUGCCUACAAGAAUAGUGAGUCUUGGAUCUGGCAAGGAGAGUGUGCUAGCAAUUACUGUAUCACCCCAGGUUUAUAUGCCAUGGUGGGAGCAGCUGCCACUCUUGGAGGAGUCACUAGAAUGACAGUGAGUCUGGUGGUGAUCAUGUUUGAAUUAACGGGAGGAGUACGGUAUAUUGUCCCACUUAUGGCAGCUGCAAUGGCAUCCAAGUGGGUAGCAGAUGCCCUUGGGAAAGAGGGUAUUUAUGAUGCUCAUAUCAAACUCAAUGGUUACCCAUUUUUGGACAGUAAGGAAGAGUAUGCUCAUAUUGCCCUGGCUGCAGAUGUCAUGAAACCCAGAAACAAUGAGCCACUGUGUGUGUUGACCGAAAACUCAAUGACAGUAGCAGAAGUAGAAGAUAUUCUCAAAGAGACAGAUCACAAUGGCUUCCCUGUUGUUGUCUCCAAAGAGUCACAGUAUUUGGUUGGCUUUGUUACCCGACGGGAACUUCAUCUUGCUCUUGAGAAUGCAAGACAGGCAGUUGAUGGGAUGACAGGAGACUCCCUUGUAGUGUUUGGGACUUCCCUCCCAUCUCCAUGGGAUGGUCCUCCUCCUGUAAAGCUCAAGAUGAUCCUUGACAUGGCUCCUCCCACUGUCACAGAUCACACCCCCAUGGAGACUGUUAUUGACAUGUUCAGGAAACUGGGCAUCCGUCACACCCUUGUCACUCAUAAUGGGAGGCUCUUAGGAGUGAUAACCAAAAAGGAUGUCCUGCGUCACAUAGAAACCAUCAAAGAACGCUGAGUUACACUAGCUCAUAAAAUACAGGGAUAUUCUGGGAGGUGUCCAUGCACAUUCAUAAAGAAGAAUGAAUGUCUCAUGUUUCUCAUUCCAUGCAUAGUAUUCCUUAUAUUUAAUCUCCAGUCAUCAGUCAGAAUUACAUCACUCUGGAUGUGAUUGGUACAAACAGAAAGCUUGACUGGUGCUCUCCAGCAUUAUUGUGUCCAAAAUGUAAUGUGUUUGCAGAAGGAAAGAAGUUUCUGCAUGGAACUUUCAAGAAUCCAAUGCUCAGUGUGACAAUGCUUUUCUCUUGUGUUUUCCUUUUUCUUGGCCAUAGAGGGCAUAUGAUUAAGAUUGUCCAGGUUGUCUUUGAAAAACUGCUUUGAAGGACCUUUGGUUUAAGCCAAAGCCAAGGCUCUGUCCGUUCUUCCAGUGGUUGUCUGUUUUCUCAUUGGCCCUCUUUUCUGUCAAGUCAAUUUCAGCUCUUGAGUUAAACCUUCAACCUUGAGUCAUUUUUUCUUCUUUCUGAUAUAACCCAAAUUUGUUUCAAGCCCAAGAAAUGAGUUGUUAAAAAUUAUUUUGCUUAAUUAUGGGGAUUUAAAAAGGUGUGAACUGUGAUCUGGUCAUCCUCUCCCAUUUUUUGAUUGUUUUUGUGAUUGUUGGUCCCAAUUCUCAUCAGAUUAUUAUACCAUCAUGAAAAUAGAGGUGUUUGUAUUCA